Molecule: messenger RNA, 906 nt
Organism: Peniophora sp. CBMAI 1063
Lineage: Eukaryota; Fungi; Basidiomycota; Agaricomycetes; Russulales; Peniophoraceae
Source: the annotation of a GenBank genome assembly
AUGGCGCCCCUCACGCUCCCCUUCGCCAUCGUAAACGCCUUUACAACCUCCCUCUCCGGCGGCAACCCCGCCGCCAUCAUCCUCCUCACGCCCUCCCAGGACGCCGAGCUCACAUACGAUCAACGCAUAACCAUCGCGCGAAACCUCAACCAGCCGAUGCACAUGUUCGUCGUCCCGCAACCCUCCGGCGAGCUCGGCGUGCGGUGGUUCACGGGCGUGAGGGAGAAUAUGCUGUGCGGACAUGCGACGCUGGCCGCUUCGGGGUUGUUCUUGAAUGAGAAACCGGGGAGCACGAUGUAUAUCCAGGGAGCGGAUACGGCGCAGAGCUUGAGUUAUACGGGCGUGACGAAUAGGUUGUCCGGUACGAGGGUCGAGGACAACAAGGUCCAGAUUUCGCUCGACGCGGCCCAGGUGGACGAGCUGGACAGGGAGGAUGCUAGGGCGGUGAAGUUGCGCGCAGCCGUGGCCUCCGCGUUUGGUGCGGACGUGGGCGUUCUGUAUCUCGGCGCUGGCACGGGAGGAUAUGGCACGUAUUGCCUGAUCGAACUUGACACAGAGGACAUCGGCUCGUUGAAGGUCGACUAUAUGCGCUUGCUUGAAAGCGACUUCGUGGUGCACGUCUUCACGUCCCGCCCCAGUCCAGCUGCGCGCGAGAAGGGCGUGACGUUCGAGACGCGGAUGUUCGCGCCUGACCUGGGUGUGUACGAAGACCCGGUGUGCGGUUCGGCACACGGGCUACUGGUGCCGUACUGGGAUCGCAAGCUUGGGUUGAAGGGCGCGACGAUGGAUUCGUAUCAGGCGAGCGCGCGUGGAGGCGAUUUGUGGGUCGGGCUUGAGGAGGAGAAGGGUCUUGUGAGGCUUGCGGGGCAUGUUGUGAAGGUCGUGGAGGGGACCAUCAUGGCUUAA